CUUAAUUUGAAAGCUGAGGAGAUAGGGUGUGUCUUAUGUGUUUGGGCUGCAAACUUUGACAAAGAGAAUGUUACUAUUAUUUCCUUGUGAUGGUGUACAGAGUUAGUAAAGGAUAUUGUGCAAACAUCUACCUACAUCCUCUCAGUACUGGCUAGAGGAACAUUGUUUAUGUCACUCAUGCGCAAGCUCAGCUGACCAACCGUGCGGUUCUUUCGAUCGUUUAGACCAUUCGUGACGUAUGGCGUGAUUGUUUUUUGAGAUCUGUACUAGCGAGCCAGCCAUUUUAGCUAUUUAACAACAACAGUGUAUUUGAUCAACACUACCUUACUCCAAGGACGAAUAGAAGUCACGGCUAAAAUAAUGAACAUGUUACUAUCCAAACCAGGAGACAACUGACUGUACAGCUCAUAUACUCGUUGCCUAGGGGGUUUCACAGGGGAUAAUGUCCCAUCACUGAAGAUGGGAGGCAGUGGGUCCAAGGUGAAAGGUGCUUGGCCAUUUGCUGGUUCAGGAGCUGGAGGUGAUUCAGGCAGUGAGGGGCAAGAAGACCAGUCUUUGACCCGCCUCAAAGGGACCAGAAAAGCAACCCCAUUUAUUUUCACAAGGAGGAGCUCUCUUUACUAUGAUGAGGAUGGGGACCUGGCUCAUGAGUUCUAUGAAGAGACUUUGGUGACAAAAAAUGGCCGAAAGAGGUCCAAGCUGAAGAGGAUUCAGAAGAACCUCAUACCUCAGGGAAUUGUGAAGCUGAACCAUCCCCGGAUCCAUGUAGAUUUUCCUGUCAUCCUCUGUGAGGUGUGAAUCACAUUGGGCUGGUCUAAUGUGGAAAAGAUGUCAGUCAAAGGCUGCCCCACACUACAACUGCUCCAUCUUGAACGCUGGUGUAAGAUGGAUGAGAUGUCUGACUACAGCUGUGGACAGACCACUGAAGCUAUGUUGCGGAGAGAAAGGGGAGGUCGGAUAGAUGUUUUGGUGAAAGAUAAAGGAUAGAGUAAAAGUACUGCCUUUUGUAACAUGUAGAGAAGUGUGUGUGUGUGUGUGUGUGUGUGUGUGGGAGAGAAAGGUAGCUCAAGAAAGGGAAGGUUUAUGAAUUCCCACAGUACAUGUUGACCAUUUUCAAUUUUAUCAUAUCUAUGUCUGCCUCUGAUUGGAGCCAAGACCUGCACUAGUGAACUUUUAAUGUAAAUAAAAAUAAUCUGUCUGAGUUGGAAAUACUUGAAUAAAUGGUUUACCAGGCUAAAAUA
Molecule: messenger RNA, 1241 nt
Organism: Oncorhynchus keta (chum salmon)
Lineage: Eukaryota; Metazoa; Chordata; Actinopteri; Salmoniformes; Salmonidae
Product: tumor suppressor candidate 2-like
Exons: 4
Coding region: 460-798 (112 amino acids)
Biological process (GO): regulation of mitochondrial membrane potential; inflammatory response
Cellular component (GO): mitochondrion
Source: RefSeq, a predicted model, not a curated record